AUGGAGACAACAUCAUUAGGUGGCGACCAGCCAUGGGCCCAUGCGAUCAUCUCGACGGCAGCCACUCUGGCACGACGAGAUACGCAGCAGGCGGGCGAUGGCCAGAAGAGCGAAGGCAUCGGCAUUGUCAGCUUCUUGACGGCCAUUUUGGUCUCCGUCAUCAUUUUCUUCGUACAGCUUUUACUUUUUAUGCUUCUAAGGAACAAACUAGCAAGGGUUUUCAAGCCAAAGACGUAUCUUGUCCCCGAGCGCGAACGAACCGACUCGCCGCCAAACAACUUCUUUACCAUGAUUAGGGCCCUGAUCAUGUACAAUGACCGACAAGUCAUUAACAAGUGCGGGCUGGACGCUUACUUUUUCCUUCGAUAUCUGAAAACCCUCCUCAUCAUCUUUAUCCCCAUCUGCGCCAUCGUGGUGCCCAUCUUGGUUCCUAUCAACUAUGUUGGCGGUCGCGGCAAAAAUAUUGAUUUCCGCACCAACAGCACUAGUUCGAGCACCAACAGCACCGAUCCUGCCUUUGUACCUACAGGCCUGGACACUUUGGCCUGGGGUAAUGUCAAGGCGACGGAGACUGGUCGCUACGCCGCUCAUCUGGUGAUGGCGAUUCUUGUCAUCCUCUGGGUCUGUGGAGUCAUCUUCUUCGAGAUGCGCGCGUACAUCAAAGUUCGUCAAGACUACCUGACCAGUGCGGAGCACCGACUCAGAGCCUCUGCCACAACAGUGCUUGUCAACUCCAUCCCCUCCAAGUGGCUCAGUGAGGAUGCGCUGUCUGGCUUGUUCGACGUCUUCCCAGGUGGCAUUCGGAAUAUCUGGAUCAAUCGUGAUUUAACAAGUCUCCUGGAGAAAGUUGAGCUUCGAAAAAAUAUUCACGCCCAGCUCGAGACCGCCGAGACUGAGUUGAUUCGGGCAGCCAAGAGAGCCCAACUUAAAAAGCGAAAUGCUGAAGAAAAGAAGCAGCGCAAAGGGCUAUCGAAGCAAGAAAAAGCCACUCGCCAAGCUGAGGAAGAUGCAGAGGCCAAACGAAUGGCCAACAGUGGCGAAGGAACCAAUGAUGGAAAGAAGCACCACAUCCCGCACACAAUACACAAACUCCACAACGUCCAAGAGGAAUCCGAUGAAUCAUCCUCGGACUCUGAGGAUGGCCGGAGGUCGCAUUCAUCUGAUGGUAGCAGCGUGGCAGUGCUAAGGAAUAUCAAGGGAGCUUUUAACAAGGCUGGCGAUCAGAUGGAUGAAUUUGGGACAAACAAUGGCUUUAUAACUCUGGGACGCAAACCGACAUCCGCUGGAGAGGAUGACGCUCCAACUCGAGGUUAUCAGUCUUUUGAAGCCCAUCGCACGCAAACACAUUCGCGAGGACCAUCAAAUGCCUCGACCAGUUCCGCCAGAGCUAUUCGACAGAAUGGACCGGUUACGGUGGAAGGAAACACGGUUCGAAAGCUCGAAAACAUCGAAGACAUGUACAACAUGGAAGAACCAAAGUUCUGGGAGUUUUGGAAAACACCUGCUGGUGGAUACGCCUCUCCCGUCCCUCAGCAGAAUGAGGGAGACGACUAUAUAGGCAAGCAAGGAUCUGAAAAGAGGACGGUGUGGCAAAAUAUAAAGGGCGUCCUUCCUUUUACGAGCCAAAAGGCCACCGAGACGGGCGACUACCCCGCUGUCUACUUCAACGAGGACUAUAAAGUGGAGGAAGAAGAAACUCAGGCCGAGUGGGCGAAAUAUCUCAGGAAAAAGGAUCGUCCUACCCAUCGACUACCGCCCUGGGGAGUCUCAUGGCUGCCCGGCCUUCCGCUGUUUAACACAAAGGUCGAUACCAUUUAUUGGUGCAGAACCGAGCUGGCCCGGUUGAAUAUGGAAAUUGAGGAAGAUCAGCAGCAUCCCGAGCGGUUCCCCUUGAUGAAUUCGGCCUUUAUACAGUUCAACCACCAGGUGGCUGCCCACAUGGCUUGCCAGAGCAUCAUCCAUCAUAUCCCCAGACAAAUGGCGCCACGAGUGAAUGAGAUUUCGCCCCGAGAUGUCAUUUGGAGCAACAUGGCCCUCUCUUGGUGGCAGGAAUGGGUUCGCACUGGUGCCGUCACCCUCAUUGUGUUGGCCAUGAUCUUCCUGUGGGCGAUUCCUGUAGCAUGGACGGCCGCUUUGGGUCAGCUGGAUCAGCUUAUCCAACAGACAUCUUGGCUCGCCUUCCUGAGGGAUAACAAAGCUCUUGAGAAUGCGGCCAAGGGUAUUGCAGGUGUUCUUCCAGCUGCUGUGCUCGCUUUGCUCCUCUUCCUUGUACCGAUGAUUCUGAAUAUUCUUGCUGAGAUCAAAGGCGCCAAGACGGGAGCCCAAAAGUCGGAGUUUGUUCAAAUCUUUUAUUUUGCCUUCCUCUUUGUCCAGGUUUUCCUGAUCGUCUCUAUUGCCUCGUUCUUUGCCGCUUCGAUUGACAAACUGGUCGACAACAUUGCGGAGCUCGACUCUGUCAAGGCCGUUUUAGAUCUCCUCGCAACGAAUUUACCCAAGGCCGCCAACUAUUUCUUUUCUUACAUGAUUCUCCAGGCCAUGUCCACCAGUUCCGGUACUUUGUUGCAGAUCGGUGCCCUCUUUGUAUGGUUCAUUUUGUCUCGGUUGCUGGACAAUACCGCACGCAGCAAGUGGUCUCGAAACACUACGCUGAGUGAUGUCAACUGGGGAACAUUCUUUCCCGUCUACACAAACUUUGCCUGCAUUGCCAUCAUCUACAGCGUCGUCGCGCCGCUCAUUUCUAUCUUUGCCGUCAUCACGUUUGGGCUCCUCUGGGUUGCUCAGCGGUAUUCCAUGCUUUACGUUACUCGAUUUGAAGUCGAUACUGGUGGUGUGCUGUACCCUCGAGCACUCAAUCAAACGUUUACGGGCAUUUACGUUAUGGAGCUCUGCUUGGCCGGCUUGUUUUUCAUUGUAGUAGAUGAGUCUGGCACCCAUACUUGCACGCCGCAUGGUAUCGUCAUGAUCGUGGUCUUGGUCCUCACCAUUCUUUACCAAAUCCUUCUCAACAACUCAUUUUCACCCCUGUUCCGAUAUUUGCCCAUCACAUUUGAAGAUGAGGCUGUGCUCCGUGAUGAAGCCUUCCAGCGAGCUCAGGACCGUCGCUUUGGGCUAUCGGGCGACUCAGACAAUGAGGAUAACGAUGAUGCUGAAGGCGGCAAAAGGGAGAGGGGCGCUACAGCAGAAAAGGCUUCUACCUCGAUGGAGGGCAGAGAAGAUAUCGAGCUGAGCAACAUCCCAUCAGCAAAGGGAAAAGUGCGAAUUGCAAACCCUGUGAAGAAAGUGGGAUCCUGGGCCAAAGGAGGCGGAAAGCAGGUGGGAUCAUGGGCAAAAGACGGCGGCAAUCAACUCCGAAAGUUGGCUAUGAUGGACAACAACUCUCAGGCUGCUGAAUAUCGGCGAAAACAACGAAGCAAGGAUCUCGAAGCGCAGCGUGCCAUAGGAGACGCGCUGUACGGAGGGAUCCACGACGAAAUCGAAGACCUUACCCCAGAGGAGAGAGAUGUCCUGGUUCGACACGCCUUCCUUCACUCGGCUCUGCGAGCCCGCCGACCUGUCGUUUGGAUUCCUCGAGACGACAUGGGCAUAAGUGACGACGAGGUCCGCCGAACCCAAAAGUAUAGCGAGCACAUUUGGAUCAGCAACGAGGGCACGGCGCUUGACAGCAAAGUGCGAGUGGUGUACGGCAGAUAUCCGCCAGAUUUCUCAGAGAUUGACCUGAUUAACUUGUGA
Molecule: messenger RNA, 3729 nt
Organism: Trichoderma virens Gv29-8
Lineage: Eukaryota; Fungi; Ascomycota; Sordariomycetes; Hypocreales; Hypocreaceae
Exons: 3
Coding region: 1-3729 (1242 amino acids)
Cellular component (GO): plasma membrane
Molecular function (GO): calcium-activated cation channel activity
Source: RefSeq, a predicted model, not a curated record